Trichoderma virens Gv29-8 is the source of this 1708-nucleotide messenger RNA. RefSeq lists its product as uncharacterized. The coding region runs from base 1 to 1236 and encodes 411 amino acids. Gene Ontology annotation, biological process: pyruvate decarboxylation to acetyl-CoA. NCBI's taxonomy places the organism in Eukaryota, Fungi, Ascomycota, Sordariomycetes, Hypocreales, Hypocreaceae. The transcript has 4 exons. Gene Ontology annotation, molecular function: pyruvate dehydrogenase (acetyl-transferring) activity. The record is from RefSeq and is a predicted model, not a curated record. Gene Ontology annotation, cellular component: intracellular membrane-bounded organelle.
AUGUUCUCCAGAGCAGCUCUUCGAGCCCCCCGGGCUCUGCCUCUGCGCACCAGAGCCCCUGCGGCCUUUGCCCUCGCCGCCCGAUCCGUCACCACCGAUGCCGCUUCAGCGUCUCUCUCCCAGUCGGUGCCCAAGUCCGAUGAUGAGCCCUUCCAGGUUACUCUCAGCGACGAGAGCUUCGAGACCUACGAGCUGGACCCUCCGCCUUACACAAUUGAGGUGACUAAGAAGGAGCUGAAGCAGAUGUACUACGAGAUGGUUGCCAUCAGACAGAUGGAGAUGGCUGCCGAUCGCUUGUACAAGGAGAAGAAGAUCCGCGGUUUCUGCCACCUGUCUACUGGUCAGGAGGCUGUUGCUGUUGGUAUCGAGCAUGCCAUCACCAAGGAGGACGACAUCAUCACUGCCUACCGAUGCCACGGUUUCGCCAUGAUGCGUGGUGGCUCUGUCCGAUCCAUCAUCGGCGAGCUUCUCGGCCGUCGUGAGGGUAUCUCCUACGGAAAGGGCGGCUCCAUGCACAUGUUCGCCAAGAACUUUUACGGUGGUAACGGCAUUGUCGGCGCUCAGGUCCCUGUUGGCGCUGGCCUGGCUUUCGCCCACAAGUACAGCGGCCGCAAGAACGCCAGUGUCAUUCUGUAUGGUGACGGUGCCAGCAACCAGGGCCAGGUCUUUGAGGCUUUCAACAUGGCCAAGCUGUGGAACCUUCCUGCUCUGUUUGGCUGCGAGAACAACAAGUAUGGUAUGGGUACUUCUGCUGCUCGUUCCUCUGCUUUGACCGACUACUACAAGCGUGGACAGUACAUCCCCGGCCUCAAGGUCAACGGUAUGGAUGUUCUUGCCGUCAAGGCCGCUGUCAAGUACGGCAAGGAAUGGACUGCUGCCGACAAGGGCCCCAUGGUUCUCGAAUACGUCACCUACCGAUACGGUGGUCACUCCAUGUCCGACCCCGGCACCACCUACCGUACCCGUGAGGAGAUCCAGCGCAUGCGCUCCACCAACGAUGCCAUUGCCGGACUCAAGCAGAAGAUCCUCGACUGGGAGGUCAGCACCGAGGAGGAGCUCAAGAGCAUCGACAAGGCUGCCCGAAGCCACGUUGCCGAGGAGGUUGCCGCUGCUGAGGCCAUGUCCAUCCCUGACGCCAAGGCCGAGAUUCUCUUCGAGGACAUCUACGUUCCCGGCUCCGAGCCCCAGUACAUCCGCGGACGUACCGUCGAUGAGAACCACUACUUCUCCAAGUAAAAUGGAUGCAAUUGACCUUUUCUGCUGAUGCACCCCACCACAUAGCCCUAAUGAUUCCUCAAAACUUGUCGCCUUAUUUGUACUACGUUGCUUUUAGAUAGAGAGGGCGGGAAGGAUCCAGAUGGACAUGACUAAUUCUAUGUUCGUUUGAAGACCUAAAAAAACAAAACAAAAAUUAUAGAGUGCCUUUAGUGCGACAUUCUUCAUAUGUGGAAUCUAAAAGGAGCAUAAAAUUGGUUGGGGCUGGUUUUGGGACAGCUUGCCUAAUUGGGGAGGGAAGUCAAAAUUCGGAGAAGCUCCGUGAUCGCUCAAUGAUGAAGUGGGGCAUCGCGGCUACUUGAGGCUUAUCAACGAGAUCAAAUAUCAAGUGUCACGUUGGGAAUUGAGGAAUAAGUAAAGCCUGGUUAUAAUAAUGCAGCUGCAGUUAUCAACCUUCAUAAAAAGAAUAAAGCUUUGCGAGAUUUGUGUCUCC